AGCCUCCGUGAAGACAACAAAUUCUUUUCCUGGAAUCGCCCGAGCCACUGCAACGCAACGUCUGGCCAACUGCGCGUGCGCACCCCUGAUUACGCCCUAGACUUAAGACAGGGGCCCACCUAAGAGGACUGCACUGCGCAUGCUCAGCCGCAAAGGCCUCCGGGAGAGGGGCGGAGCCGGCGGGGCUCUGCAAACCCGUGUGGAGCUUCCCGCCGCGGGCUUGGGGAGGAGUUACUUGGCUUCGUGCAGAAUCUCAGGCCGGCUUUUCCUGAGAGAGGCGGCGUUUCUCCGGUCCCGAGGAGGGUGACGCGACAGGCUCCACAGUUGACUACUGACUUUCAGCCUUCUCUGGUAUCACCUGGCAUGAAUAAAAUGCUUCCUGCAGUUCCAGCCACAGCUGUCCAGCUUUCCUGUUGUGGUUGUAAAAGAGUUUUACAGGAGGGGCAGACUGCUUACCAGAAGAAAGGGUCUGCUGAGCUCUUCUGCUCCAGACUCUGCAUCAAUGAAUACACGUCAUCCACCAUCUCACCAGCUCCCAUCAAGAGGAUGUGCUUAAACUGCUCAAAAGACAUUUUAAAUCAGAAGGAUAUGAAGAAUGUCAAGUUGAAGGACAGUAGCUGCAACAAAAACUUUUGUAGCCAAUCUUGCCUUUCAUCAUAUGAAGAGAAAAGAAAUCCAUGUAUUACCAUGUGUACUGAUAGCACUUUGCCGAAGUGCAGCGUGUGCCAGAAGACAUCUACUAAACCACCCAGAAUACUUAGAUCUUUUCCUUGCAAAACACUGAAACGCUCAGAUGAGAUGAUUAUGAUUACUAAUGACUUGGGGAACAUAGAGGUUUUCUGCUCUGUUUGUUUUUCUUCAUACGACAGUUCUGUGAUGGAAUCUUCGACAGUAAAUGUUUCCAUGGUACACAAAGCUUCAAAAGGAAAUCUUUCUCCAAGGAAAUACCCAAUUCCAGUUAUAAGCAAUAUAAUGUCAUUGGUAAAUGAUCAUGUUGACCUGCUCAUGAACAUUGAUCUCUUACAAGGUUCACUUUCUUCUAUACCUACAAAUGUCAUUAUACAAAACUCACCCAGUGAAUCCAGUAGUCGUGUUGGUAAUAGUGUGGAACAACCCAGCCCUCUCCCAUCUUCAUCGGUGCACUUUGAGGCCACAGUUGGUCCCAAUGUGGAAGCACAGAGCAACAGUGGGUCACACCAGGGACACAACAUAGAAUCUAUGGAAGUACAUGACAGACCUUGUUAUCCAAAGUCUACGUCCACAGUCCAAAAAGUUAAAAAAGAAUCACAAAGUAUUAGAAAAUCUUGGCGCUCGGGUCCUCAGCAUUUGAACCCCAGUUCUAGGAAUGAUGUUGCAUUCUGCUAUUCUUGCCACUUGUUCUACCAGAAAAAUUUUAACUGCCAGGGAGAAUCAUUUGCACCCCAAGGAACUGCUGACUGGGAGAAAAUGCUAGAAAAAUUCAAGAAGCAUGAAGAAAGUGAAGUGCACUUAAAGUCACUGAAGUUUUGGAAACAGUACCAGUUUCUGGAUGAAAUGCCACAUGAUGGUUCUUCUGUUUAUUCAAAACGUAUUGAGGGAAAUAAAAGGUACCUAAAGCUCAUCAUUGAAAACAUCUUAUUUCUUGGAAAACAGUGUUUGCUCUUAAAAGGAAAUGACCAGUCUAUCUCAUCCAUUAAUAAAGGCAAUUUUUUGGAAUUACUAGAAAUUAGAGCAAGAGAUAAAGGAGGAGAAGUGUUUGAGCUUAUGAAUUCACAUGUUGACUACUAUCGUAGUACACAAGUCCAGGAGGAGAUUGUUGAAAUAAUAAAGGCUGAAAUCUUGCAAGACAUUGUGAGUGAGAUCAAUGUCUCCUCAGCUUUUUCAAUAAUAUGUGAAGAGACAACUGAUAGUGCCACAAAAGUUCAGCUUUCAGUGUGCGUGAGGUACCCACAAAAAACCUCAAGUGCUGUCCUGGUUAAGGAAAGGUUCCUGGGGUUUGUUAAUAUUGACAAGAUGACUGCAGUCCCUGUACACAGGCAUAUCAAAGCUUACCUGCAGCAGGUCGGGAUUGAUUUUAGUAAGAUAUGUGGUCAAGCCUAUGAUAGUGCCACGAAUUUGAGAGUAAAAUUUAAUGAAGUUGUAGCAGAAUUCAAGAAGGAAGAGCCAAGAGCUUUAUAUAUACAUUGUUAUGCACAUUUUUUUGAAUUAGCAGUCAUUAGUUUUUGUAAAGAAGUAAAAGAACUCCGAAGCACACUAAAUGGUCUCAGUUCUUUGUUCAAUACUGUUCGUAUGUCAGGGGAAAUGUUGGCAGCUUUGCAAACCAGGUGUAAACUAAGUCAAAAUAAAACUUGUAAGAAACACACAUCACAGUCAUGCUGGACAGCCCACGAUCACUUGUUACUGUCUGUGACGGAGUGUCUUCCAGAGAUCAUUGAGACACUAAAAGCGGUGUCUUGCCGUUCCUCAGGCACAGCUAUAGCUGACCAACUGAAUGAUCUGUUGGUGGUGGUUACCAAGUUUGAAUUUAUAUUCUGUUUGAAAUUUCUUUAUCGAGUACUCAGUAUUACAGGAAUUCUUUCUAGAGAGUUUCAAAGUGAAACUGUAGACACCUUUUCUUUGUUUUCAAAAAUAGAAGCAAUUUUGGAAUGUUUAUCUUCUGAAAGGAGUGACAUGUAUUUCAAGAGUAUCUGGGAUGGAGCAGCUGAAAUAUGUAAAAAAAUAACCCGUAAAGGUUUUGAAGUUGAAAAGCCCUCUUUUCAAACAAGAAGAAAAAUUCAGAAAACAGAUCCUGACAACUCAGGGAGUGUGUGUUGUCCUACUUCAGCACAUGAACACUAUAAAAUUAAUAUUUACUACCAAGGUUUGGAUAGUGUAUUAAAAAACUUAAAGUUAUGUUUUUCAGAGUUUGACUAUUGCAAAAUGAAACAAAUUUCAGAGCUAUUAUUUAAAUGGAAUGAGCCCUUAGAUGAAGCAGCCGCAAAACAUGUUCAAGAAUUUUAUAAGCUUGAUGCAGACAUUAUCCCUGAACUUAGAUUUUACCGACAGUAUGCAAAUCUCAACUUUGUUACAGAUUAUGGUUCUUUAAGCUUCAUUGACCUUGGCUGUUUGUUUAGUCAGCAUGGUCUCCACAAUAAUAUUCCUUGUAUCUCGAAACUGUUACAUAUUGCUUUAUCUUGGCCAAUUACUUCAACAAAUAAUGAAAAGUCAUUUUCCACACUGCCUCAUCUUAAAAAAUACUUACUUCAUACCAUGGGACAAGAGAAACUUACUGGCCUGGCUCUGAUGGCAGUUGAGCAAGAACUUGUAAAUAAAUUGAUGGAGCCUGAAAGACUCAAUAGGAUUGUGGAAAAGUUUAUUAGUCAAAUGAAAGAUACAUAAGGCUUACAACUCAAACUCAAGAAUUUUGUGUUUUUAUUGGAAUCGUAAUAAAGUUUUGUUGUUUGUUCUUUAGAGGUAGUCUUAGUAUGUUGCCUAGGCUAGUCUUGAAUUUGUGAGCUCCUGUGACCUGCCUACUUCUACAUGCUUUUUCUCCAGUUGACAGACUGUGUGUUAGGCCCAUGUACAUUUAACACAAUUACUGAGCAACUACUACAUACCACAUACCAGAUACUAUUGUAAGUACUGGAGAUAUAGCAGAGAAUUAGGACUCUAGAGUCCAGUGGAACUUAGUUUUCUUUAACUUUUUUCUUCUUUUGGUUUUUCAGAACAGGAUUUCUUCAUAUAGACUUGGCUGUCCUAGAACUCGCUCUGUAGAUCAGGCUGGCCUUGAACUCACAGAUCCGCCUGCCUCAACCUCCUGAGUGCUGGGUUUAAAAGUGUGCAUCACCACUGCCCAGCUUAUUGUGUACUGGUAGAGACAUGGGUGGCUUUGAGCUUAAGGUUUGAAAUACAGGUUGACUAGGCAGUGGUCACCCCUUAUUAUCUGUUUUAGCUCAUUCCAAGAGGAAUGAGGGCUGGCAAGUAGAAUUUUAGCAAAGCUGAGUUCAGCUUUGGGUUUCUCACCUAUCUGCCUCAUUUUAAAGAGUAAAGGGAAGAAGUUUAAACAGGCAGUAUCUGACCAUCAUUCAGGAGUAGGGAACUCAUUCCAGGUUCUCAGAGAACCUUGAGCUCAGAUAUAGUCAGUCCAACACUUUACCUGACCUUUGGGCCACCAGUAGUCACUUGGUCAAUCCUACCAAAGGUAGACUAGAGGGAGUCUGGCCCCCAAGCCCUCUGAGGCACUUGUUAGGAAGGAAGAGGGCCCCUGGGUUGCCAGGAUAGAAGGGAUCUGGUGAGGGUGGCAUUUCUUGUGGACUGGACAAAGAGUAGGGUCACCAAGACUAGAACCAAUUCCAUGGGAGCUACAAGCCCCUAGAAUUGCUCCAUGAUCUGUUUGUUUCCUUUGACUCUCAUUACUCCUGAACUGCACCUGUGCUGGCAAGCGGGAGGUGGACAGUUUACUGGUUCUCCAGUCAUGGUCUGGUUAGUCUCGUGUAUUCAUUGCCCAAACUCACUCAUCCCUUGUGGUUUCUGCAAGAGGUCUUUUGCUCUGUUGCUAACCACCCAGUCUUUACUCUGAGGUGUAACACACCCUGGGUUUAUUGACCUUCACAGACUUAGGAAAAAUGAAAACCCAGAGAUCCUUAGCUAUGCAGUCUGAGACCAGCAAGAGGCAUGGGCAGGCAGGCACAAGGCUUAUGUCUUCAGGUAUGAGAUUCUGUGGCUCUCCAGCAUGCAGGAAGAGGCUCUCACACUUGAGGUUCUAGGGCUGGUGACUGGCAUGAGGAAAAAGUUAGGCCAUCAUGUAUUUUUCUUACAUUAGGAAAAGCAGUUUUUAACAUGCUACUAGGAUAAAAUUAGCCAGGCAGUGGUGGUGCCUGCCUUUAAUCAGAGUGCUAGGGAAGCAGAGGUAGGUGGAUAUCUGAGUUCAAAGGCAUCCUGGUCUACAGAACUAGUUCAAGGACAGUCGAGACUAUGAAAAGAAAUCUUGUCUUAAAAGGAAAAACACCAAAAACGAGUAACUUUACCCAGCCACAUAUCACUCAACACAGUCUUUCCUAGGACACCUAAUGUUGAAGUGGACAUAGAGGUUGAGGUCAUGUAUCUCUUAUACUUUAAUCAGGGCCUGGGCAUACUUUGACAUUUCCACCAUGUCCACCUUUCUGCAUUGUUCCCUGUUUGCUGUUACCAUUCCAGUGCACUCAUUAAUAGCUGCUUAUUGGAAAUAAAAGGGAGUUGAUCUUAUAGUGAA
This is a messenger RNA of Mesocricetus auratus (golden hamster), 5209 nucleotides long. It is a transcript of the gene Zmym1, whose product is annotated as zinc finger MYM-type containing 1. The transcript is spliced from 8 exons. The record is from RefSeq and is a predicted model, not a curated record. The coding region runs from base 364 to 3357 and encodes 997 amino acids. NCBI's taxonomy places the organism in Eukaryota, Metazoa, Chordata, Mammalia, Rodentia, Cricetidae. Gene Ontology annotation, molecular function: zinc ion binding; protein dimerization activity.